GCUCUGCUAAGAAAAACAGAGGCUGAGGUUCAGCAGAUGAUUCAAGAACGACUUCAGAAGGUGGAGGACAUCAAACACUGUAUUGAACUGAAUAAACACAGUGCUCUUAGAGAGAUUGAGGACAGUGUGCAGGUGUUCUCAAACUUGGUCCGAAAGGUUCAAAAAGCCCAAGCGGAGCUGGUUAUCGCCAUAGAAGAGAAACAGAGGAAAACAGCACAAUGGGCUCAGGGACUUAUCGAGGAACUAGAACGGGAGAUUGUCCAGUUGAAGAAGAGGAACAGUGAGAUAGAUCAUCUUGCUCGCACCGAUGACCACAUUUACUUUCUUCAGAAACUUCCAUCUCUAAUCACUCAUCCACAAACUAAAGACUGGUCUGAGGCCCAUGUGCCCACAAAUCAGUGCUUGGGUACAAUUAGGAGAGCUGUUUCCAAGCUGGAGGAAAGCCUGGCAGAAGAGAUAGAAAAACUUGCAGAGAGUGAGCUGAAGACUGCUCAGAAGUACUCAAUGGACGUGACCCUUGAUCCGGACACAGCCAAUCCUUGGUUGCAACUGUCUGAGGAUAGAAGACAGUUGCGCCACCUUGGGGCAUGGCAAGACCUUCCUGACACACCAGAUCGCUUUAACACAGUGGUCAUCACCCUGGGUUGUGAAGGCUUCACUUCUGGUCGCCAUUACUGGGAGGUCCAAGUGGGUGAAAAGGAUGACUGGUACCUCGGUGUGGCCAAAGAGUCUGUCAACAGGAAAGGGCGCAUUGCAAUAAGCACUUCUCAUGGCUAUUGGGCAUUGGCUAUGAAGAAAGGGCAAGAGUACAGAGUCUCCUCAUCACCACCUAUUAUUCUUCCUGUCAACCCCAAGCUGAAGAGAGUGGGUGUGUAUGUGGACUUUGAAGAAGGACAUCUGUCAUUUUAUGAUACAAUAUCAAGAAGUCACAUCUAUACCUUCGUGGACUCGUUCCAGGAGAAACUUUACCCGUUCUUUUAUCUUUACUGCUGUGAUAAAGCCUCAGACAUAUUGAGCAUCUGUCCAGUGAUGGAUAUAACACAUAACAAACAGUGCUGAAAACUAAGUCUAAAACUAAAUUUGGAUUUUUUUAAACGAUUGUCUUUUUUUGUGUUAUGAAACAGUGUACAUGAUAUUUUGGUGCUUUAAAGUGACAUCUAGUGGCUGAAAUGUAGUGUCAAUAUCAACCCUGCUUUUAUGCAGAUGGAAUUGCUGUGCUUCGAAGUGUCAUUGAGUAACUGACAUGGCUGUUGGUAUCAGGUUUUAAAUAUUAUACUAAUAAAAUGUCUUAAAU
Molecule: messenger RNA, 1294 nt
Organism: Tachysurus fulvidraco (yellow catfish)
Lineage: Eukaryota; Metazoa; Chordata; Actinopteri; Siluriformes; Bagridae
Product: E3 ubiquitin-protein ligase TRIM39-like
Exons: 5
Molecular function (GO): protein binding
Source: RefSeq, a predicted model, not a curated record